UAAGUGAAACCUGGCCUCCACUUUUGUUGUUUCUACUUCUACAGUGAGUGAGAGAAAGAGAGAAGAAAAUAAAAAAAGGGGAAAGCUUUAGAAGUUGGAAGAGUUCAACUGGAGAGUAAUAAUAAUGCCUUCAAAUUCUGGAGAUGAUAAUGUUCUUCAAGUUCUCAUCAAGAACUUUGAUGUCCUUGCUCUCCCAUUGGUUACUCUUGUCUCCCCUCUAUAUGCAUCAGUGAAAGCAAUAGAGACAAGAUCAUUACCAGAAGAUGAGCAAUGGCUCACUUACUGGGUUCUCUACGCACUCCUCUCUCUCUUUGAACUCACUUUCUCCAAACCUCUCGAAUGGUUUCCGAUAUGGCCAUACAUGAAGCUGUUUGGGAUAUGUUGGUUAGUGUUACCACAGUUCAACGGAGCACAACAUGUUUACAAACAUUUCGUAAGACCAUUCUACAGAGAUCCUCAAAGAGCCACCACAAAGAUAUGGUAUGUUCCUCACAAGAAAUUCAAUUUCUUCCCCAAACGGGACGAUGACGACAUCCUCACUGCUGCUGAGAAAUACAUGGAACAACACGGUACCGAGGCGUUUGAGCGAAUGAUCGUUAGGAAGGAUAGUUAUGAAAGAGGGAGGAGUACUAGAGGAAGCAAUAAUUACAUGAUCUUUGAUGAUGACUAUAGGUACUAAAGUUACCACCAUGUUACAUUGGUCUCGGUCUGUUCUUAAACCGGUUAAGCUACUUUCAGUUUAUAAGCUCUCGCUAUGUGACUAUAAUAUAUAUUGUCUGUCUGUCUCUAUGGUUUUUAAAAAAAUAAUUUGCCAGGAUUUAUGUAUAAGCUCUAUCUAGUAAACAUGAUUUUGCUAAA
Messenger RNA from Camelina sativa (false flax), 858 nucleotides. NCBI's taxonomy places the organism in Eukaryota, Viridiplantae, Streptophyta, Magnoliopsida, Brassicales, Brassicaceae. The record is from RefSeq and is a predicted model, not a curated record.